UUUACCGUCAUGGAAACGCUACGAGAUAUCUUCCCUCGAUAGUCUGGGAUCACUACAAUCCUAUGUUGGCUUGCAAGUGUAAUUGGUUCAACUUUGCUCGCUUCGAGAUUUACGAUCGAUUCGACUUCGUGUGUCCAACUCUGCAACUCAGCGUUGGGUUGCUGGACAGCCAAUCAAGACCGAAAGCUCAUAUGAAUUACCAUAUACUCAUGAGAAAAUGGAAAGGUGGAACAGAUUACGAAGGCUUAAAUGAACUUAAGAGAAACAUGACGAGUGGAGAAUUUUGUAAUCCAAGUCACAAAGAAACACAAAAAUUAUACACGUGCAAAAAUGGAGAUGACAAUCAAGGAUACACUGUCAGAUUUGCCAGGGACAACGAUUUCUACAAAGGAGACUUGGUCGUCUUUUUUAACAAUGAGGCUGACGGUCUACAGUCUGAUCUCACUUCAAGUAAAAAGCACUGUGCUAUGGCUUUUCUUGUGAAUGUGACGUGGGGGGCUCCCGUCAACUAUGAUUUCAGUUACGGAAAAAAUCUAGACGGUAAAAGAAAGGAAUGCAGUGUUAUCAACACGACAUGUUUUCCAUGUCAAUCAACACCAACAAAAAUCACGACACUAAUCACAACGGUGAUGGUCUCGUCGACAACAGGACCCAUAACAGCUUGCUCAAUAGUGAAUACAACACCAAGUAUUACAGCGAGUACAACAACAUCUACACCAACAACAACAGCAGGUACAACAAAAACAAUCUGA
Messenger RNA from Dendronephthya gigantea, 752 nucleotides. RefSeq lists its product as uncharacterized. The record is from RefSeq and is a predicted model, not a curated record. Lineage: Eukaryota; Metazoa; Cnidaria; Anthozoa; Malacalcyonacea; Nephtheidae. The transcript has 5 exons. The coding region runs from base 63 to 752 and encodes 229 amino acids.